AUGCGCGACCCAGGCAUGCGCGACGGGGGCAUGCAUCGCGGCGGUCGAGGCCCCGCGGCGUACGGCGGCCCGUACGGCGCAUAUGCCGGAGGCGCGGGCCCGCGGCGGGAAUGGGGCGCGCAAGAGCAAUGGCGGUGGGGGGCCGGUGGGGGGUACGUCUCGGGAAUACCGGCGUCGGGAAUAGCGCCGUACGAUAGUCCACCCGAGACGACGUACGUGGAGAUGGAGGACGAUCCGACGGCCCACGACUCGCCGCCGUCGUACCACAGAGCGAGCGACGUGAAUCCGCACAUCGCCAUGCUGAGGCGGCGCCGUGCCAUGUACAGCAGCAGCAGAUCGCACUACCUUUCGGCGCUUAUCAAGCAGAACCUUCCCUAUAUAGUCAUCGCCGUUCUGCUCAUUCUUCUACUUAUUCAAAACCGGCGGCAACAGCUUGCGCCAGCCUCGAAUGGGGGGACUGGCGCAGCAGGUGGGGCGGGCGCGGGAGGAGGAGGCGCAGGGGCAGGGACUAAGUCGGCAGCGGGAGAGAAAGCGGAAGCAGGGAAGGGGGGCGGAGGGCAAGGGGGGGCGGGGCAAGCGCAGGGAACAGGCGCAGCAGGGGCCGCAGGCGCGGCAGGAGGGGGAGCGGGGACCACUGCAGGGACGGCGGGAGCAGCAGCGGGGGGAGACACAGGCGCUUCUAGCCACUUCGACCCGCAAUCCGACCUGAGUGACACGGAGAAGCGGCGCGAACUGGUGAAGGCGAUUCUGGAGGACCCAAAUUCCAAAAUCGCCAAGGAGGUGACGCGCAACAACGUGUUCCGCGAGCACAUGCCCACGUUUGGGUUCGUGCAGUUCGCGAGCUACCGCAUGAGCGAAAGCAAGUUCGCCGUGGUGGGACUGGCGUCCCGCGUGCUCAAGACGUCGCGGGAACUGGGCCGGUGCCUGUGGAAGGAGAAGCACGGCGGCCACAGGGUCACGGGGCAGCUCGUGGCCUAUUACCCAGGCGACGACCACAACAAGCGGUACGAGGCGGUGGUGCUGGUGUGCGAACUAGAGGAGUCCACUGCACAGGACUUCGGAGGAAUCCUGGUGGUCACAGUGGACAAAGAAGACAUCGUCGCAUACAUCGAGGACCAGGGCCAGUACCCCUCCGCCAACCCCGCCCCGCCGUACCCCCACCGCCUCACCUACUGCUCCCCCCCGCUCGCCACGAAGCUCAUCCCGAUGCGCAUCUAUGAGUGGAUAGAGUACCACCUGCACGUGGGGGUGGACCGUGUGGUGCUGUACGAUGCAGGCGCGCUGGACCCCGAGAUCAUGGGGCUCAUAGAGGGCUUUGUGGAGGGCGGGUUCGUGCAGAUCGUGGACAUGCGGCGCGUGGAGCAGUUUGACAUCUGGGAGUCUGGGAGGUUGCUCGCGAUGAAUGAUUGUGUGCACCAGCACGCGUUCACCUCCCAGUGGGUGUUCUUCGCCGAGAUGAGCGAGUACUUCUCGUCCAGGUCCGGGGAGGAUAUGGCGGCCGUGCUGAGUAGGUUUGAGGGGCGGCCGUACGUGUCGUUUGGCAGCCGAUGGUGGUCGCUGGAGAAGUGCGUUCAGGUGGAGGGGGCAGGGGGAGGGGCGGGGGGAGGGCUGUUCUGCACCAACAAGGACGAGUACCCGCGCGCCGAGAUGUGCCUGGGGGAAUUCGGCUACCGCCGAGUCGCCGUGGAUCCAAGACAAGUCAUGACCGUCCUGGUUCACCGCACCAGCGUGCCCGAGAUGGGCGGCGACGACUUGGACGCUAGUGAGGCGCGGUUCAACCGGUACCCACUGCUGACGGAGGAGACGAGGAAGGCGUGCCAGAGAGAGGUUCGGCCAGGGGAGGUGGUGGAGUGGUGGGUAAGGGACGCUGAGGUGGCGGAGAUUGCGGAGAAGGCGCGGAAGAGCCCUAAGGGGCGGCCGCGGGUCUCGUCUGUGUUGUCUUCUGCUCGAAGAUGA
This is a messenger RNA of Closterium sp. Yama58-4, 1956 nucleotides long. NCBI's taxonomy places the organism in Eukaryota, Viridiplantae, Streptophyta, Zygnematophyceae, Desmidiales, Closteriaceae. The record is from the annotation of a GenBank genome assembly.